AUGAAUGAGGGCUGCUUGAGAAUGCAGGAUCCGGGAACGACGACGACCACCACUGCUGCUCCUGGCACAACGACAACCAGUACUGCAGGUACAACGACCACCACUGAAGCCACUACCACUACGACAGCCGUUCCAAAAGCCUGCUCAAAAUGCACCGCAGAUAUGCUGAUGGCGGUUGACCCUGGUGCCGAUCCUCAUCCCUUCGAUAGUGCGAUGGUGGUAACGGCUGAUGGUUGCGCGACUUUCGUGAUGGUCUGCUCGACAGAUGUGCCUGAUAUCGAUCCGAGCAUCGAGAUCAACGGUGGCACGCCUGCCUUCCCGACUAGCGGUGGCACGAUGACCGGCACAAUAUACUGUAACGAAGAGGGAACGGGAUGGAUCUACCCGCAGGACGGCGGGACGGCAAUCACCACCUACGGAUGCAGUGCACCCACUUGCGCUGAGUAUCCCGAUCUAUGC
This is a messenger RNA of Mesorhabditis spiculigera, 459 nucleotides long. Lineage: Eukaryota; Metazoa; Nematoda; Chromadorea; Rhabditida; Rhabditidae. The record is from the annotation of a GenBank genome assembly.